AUGUGCACAAGAGCUAAAGCUGGUGUUGUCAAUCCUAGACUUCAUCCUACUCUUCUUCAUGCUCAUUUUGAGCCCAAGUCAACAAAAAUUGCUCUUUCCAAUCCUACUUGGUUUGCAACAAUGAAGACUGAGCAUGAUGCUUUGAUGAAAAAUGGUACAUGGACUCUUACUAAAUUGGCUCCAUCUACGGCUCCAAUUGGAUGUACAUGGGUGUUUAGGGUGAAGGAAAACCCUGAUGGCACUAUCAACAAGUACAAAGCAAGACUUGUAGCAAAGGGAUUUCAUAAGAAACUUGGUAAUGAUUACAAUGAGACAUUCUCCUGUAAUCAAACCAAUAACUGUCAGAAUUCUAAGGCUACUAGAGCUUGGUUUGACAAACCUAAGGCUACUCUUCUUCAAUACAAUUUCAAGUCCAGCAGAUUUGAUACAUCAUUAUUCAUCUAA
Molecule: messenger RNA, 444 nt
Organism: Glycine soja
Lineage: Eukaryota; Viridiplantae; Streptophyta; Magnoliopsida; Fabales; Fabaceae
Exons: 1
Coding region: 1-444 (147 amino acids)
Source: RefSeq, a predicted model, not a curated record